This is a messenger RNA of Melanaphis sacchari, 1370 nucleotides long. Its product is annotated as RNA-binding protein squid-like. Gene Ontology annotation, molecular function: RNA binding. The transcript is spliced from 9 exons. NCBI's taxonomy places the organism in Eukaryota, Metazoa, Arthropoda, Insecta, Hemiptera, Aphididae. Gene Ontology annotation, biological process: regulation of gene expression. Gene Ontology annotation, cellular component: nucleoplasm. The record is from RefSeq and is a predicted model, not a curated record. Bases 221 to 1111 code for a protein of 296 amino acids.
ACUCCGAUCGAUGCCCGCGGCCAUUUUCUAUAGCUAUCCUACCUUAACUUCCGUCCUGCCAUUCAGUACCUACGUUCAGACAAUUUUUUAGUAUAACAGCCCCGUUUCGUUGCCAUCAAUUUUUUUCUUUUGUUACUGUCACCCGCUACAUUACUCGUCCCCGACUACGCGUGACGGUAAACACAGUCUACCCGAAACUCACCGAUAGACUGCUGAGAAUAUGUCGGACGAACAACCGAAAGAACAGACCAACGGCACCAACGACAACAAUGGCGUCGAUCAAUCCGGCUUAGAAGAACAAGUCAAGGAAGAUGACAGGAAAUUAUUUGUUGGCGGUUUAAGCUGGGAAACAACAGAAAAGGAAUUAAAAGAACAUUUUGUUCAAUAUGGAGAAAUCACCAACAUUAGUUUAAAGACUGAUCCUGCAACUGGACGUUCCAGAGGAUUUGCUUUUAUAAUUUUUAAGUCUGUUGACGGAUUAAAUAAUGCAUUUGCAGCGGGUGAUCAUGUUAUCAAUGGCAAGAAAAUUGAUCCUAAAAAAGCUAAAGCCAAACAAGAAAAGGUGUUUGUUGGUGGUUUACCGUCUGAUGUUACAAAUGAUGAAAUUAAAGAAUUUUUUGGAAAAUGGGGUGUUAUUGUGAACUUAGAAGUUCCCUUUGAUAAAAUGAAAAACCAACGUAAAGGUUAUUGUUUUAUCACUUAUGAAUCAAGUGAUAAAGUUCAAGAUCUUUUUAAAACUGCCAAACAAACUAUUAAAGGCAAAGAAGUGGAUGUUAAAAAAGCAGCUCCUAAGCCUGCUAAUCCAUAUGCUAACCCCAAAGCAAUGAGAGGACGAGGAGCAGCCCGUGGAGCAUAUGGGCCGUAUGCUGCACCAUACGGGACAUAUGGAGCUUAUCCUCCUCAAGGCUAUGACUAUUAUGGGGGAGCAACAUAUCCUGGUUAUGAAGCUGAUUAUUAUGGUAGCUAUGGCUAUGCAGGAUAUGAUUAUGGUUAUGGAUAUGAAGCACCGCCAGCUCCUGUCUCUGCUACAAGGGGUCGAGCUGCAUUUAAUGGUGCCGGAAAAACAAGAGGAGCAUCUCGAGGAUCUGGUGCAAGACACGCUCCAUAUUAAAUUUUAAAUACCAUUUCUCCCUAUUUUUGUGUGUGUUUGUAUGUGCGAGUGUGUACACUUUAAAAUGACAUAAUUUUUUUUUUUUUAUAUAUAAACAAAUCAUUUUUCUUGAUGACAAUAAUGACUUGUGAAAAUAGUAGAACUCCUCUCUUCCCUAAUUAGUGGUAUAUGUUUUGAACAUAUAAUCAAUGAAAUGUACAAAUAAAAUAUCUAAAAUUAAUAUUAUUUUAAUUAAGCACAAACCAUAUGGUAAAUUAUA